Monodelphis domestica (gray short-tailed opossum) is the source of this 7140-nucleotide messenger RNA. NCBI's taxonomy places the organism in Eukaryota, Metazoa, Chordata, Mammalia, Didelphimorphia, Didelphidae. The record is from RefSeq and is a predicted model, not a curated record.
AGGCGAAGCCCCCUGCGUCUCCGAACAUUCCCUGCGUCCGCUCCCUAGACGCGGCCCCAAGCGCGGGGUGGGUGGAGGCGGAGUCGGACCCUGAUCCCUGGCCCUGACUGUCCGCCGGGAUGAACUUGGAGCUGUUGGAGUCCUUUGGACAGAACUAUCCAGAGGAGGCUGAUGGAACUUUGGAUUGCAUCAGUAUGGCCCUGACCUGUACUUUUAACAGAUGGGGCACAUUGCUUGCUGUUGGCUGUAAUGAUGGUCGAAUCGUCAUCUGGGAUUUUUUGACAAGAGGCAUUGCUAAAAUAAUUAGUGCCCACAUUCAUCCUGUCUGUUCUUUAUGCUGGAGUCGAGAUGGUCACAAGCUUGUGAGUGCAUCAACUGAUAACAUAGUGUCACAGUGGGAUGUCUUAUCUGGGGACUGUGAUCAGAGGUUUCGAUUCCCUUCACCUAUUCUGAAAGUCCAGUAUCAUCCCCGAGAUCAGAACAAAGUUCUUGUAUGUCCCAUGAAAUCAGCUCCUGUCAUGUUGACCCUUUCUGAUUCCAAACAUGUCGUCUUGCCGGUAGAUGAUGAUUCAGAUCUGAAUGUCGUUGCAUCUUUCGAUAGGCGAGGGGAAUAUAUUUAUACAGGAAAUGCGAAGGGGAAGAUUUUGGUCCUAAAAACAGAUACCCAGGAUCUAGUUGCUUCUUUCCGAGUAACAACUGGAACCAGCAAUACCACAGCUAUAAAAUCAAUAGAAUUUGCUCGGAAAGGGAGUUGUUUUUUAAUAAAUACAGCAGAUCGAAUAAUCCGAGUGUAUGAUGGGAGGGAAAUUUUAACCUGUGGCAGAGAUGGAGAACCAGAACCCAUGCAAAAAUUGCAGGAUUUGGUAAACAGGACACCUUGGAAGAAAUGUUGUUUCUCUGGAGAUGGAGAAUACAUAGUUGCAGGCUCUGCCAGACAGCAUGCACUGUAUAUCUGGGAGAAAAGUAUUGGUAACUUGGUGAAAAUUCUUCAUGGGACCAGAGGAGAACUUCUGUUGGAUGUAGCUUGGCAUCCUGUCAGACCUAUCAUAGCAUCCAUUUCUAGUGGAGUGGUAUCUAUUUGGGCACAAAAUCAAGUGGAAAACUGGAGUGCGUUUGCCCCAGACUUUAAGGAGCUGGACGAGAAUGUGGAGUAUGAGGAAAGGGAAUCAGAGUUUGACAUUGAGGAUGAAGAUAAGAGUGAACCCGAACAAACAGGUGCUGAUGCUGCAGAAGAUGAAGAAGUAGAUGUCACUAGUGUAGAUCCUAUAGCUGCCUUUUGUAGCAGUGAUGAGGAGCUGGAAGAUUCAAAGGCUUUGUUAUACUUACCCAUUGCCCCUGAGGUUGAAGACCCAGAGGAAAACCCUUACGGACCCCCACCUGAUGCAGUCCAAACCUCAUUGAUGGAAGAAGGAGCUGGUUCAGAGAAGAAGAGACAGUCCUCAGCAGACGGGCCCCAGCCACCAAAGAAGAAAACCAAAACCACCAACAUUGAGCUACAAGGAGUACCUAAUGAUGAAGUCCAUCCGCUACUGGGGGUGAAGGGGGAUGGCAAAUCGAAGAAGAAGCAAGCAGGCCGGCCUAAAGGAUCAAAAGGUAAAGAGAAAGAUUCUCCAUUUAAACCGAAACUCUACAAAGGGGACAGAGGUUUACCUCUGGAAGGAGCAGCGAAGGGUAGAGUGCAGGCGGAGCCCAGCCAGCCCUUGACAGGUAAGGACCCGUGGUGGGCGCGCCCGACUUGCGCGGCGGCCUUGCUUUCUACAGCCCCCGACGCAGUCUGACCGCAGCGCUUUACUUCUCCCUCCCUUCCUUACCUACCAGUGGCAUUCACUCCCGAGGGGUUAAGCUGCUGCCAAGGGCAGGAGAAACCACAUUUUGGUUGUUUUCCUUAUCUCUGUUCACUCCCAAGUUUUUACUCUGAGUAAAAGAAACAAAAAUUUAGCCGGGGAGCCAAACGGAGCCUUCUACCAAAGUCCCAGCAUUGUUUGUCUGUUUUUCCCCCCUAGUAGCCCAGUGCCAAUAAUGGAGUUGGUGGUUGUACACUUCUGAAUGGCUAGGAAGGAAGAUGAAGUUUUUGAGGUACAUACCAUCAUGAUGUCAGGACCCGAAAAUGGGAGGAGAAAACCUGGGAGGAGCUGACCAGAAAAGCAGCUACUGGGAUGUAGAGGCUACAGUGUCUGUGUAAGAUCUUAAUGCCUAAGCCUUUUCAAACUGGCUUCUCAGUCAAUGGGCCAUCUCACUUUUCAUGGUAUUUAAAAUUUGGGAGGGAUGGCCCUUUUUUAAUUAGGAGUGGAUCUUUUUCUCUAAACUGGGUCUUAUACAUGGUAGGGAAAAUGAAUUCAUCCUAAACCAAAGGGACUCUUUAAUUUUCUGCCAUAUAUUAGUAAGGCCACUUUCCCUAAGUCCUCAUUUAGAACUGUUUCCUUCAUUAAAAUUCCUGAUUAGACAGUUUGGGGAAAUAUUCAAGUUUUUUUGACUAACUGUAGCUUCUAGUAAUUUGGCAUAUUCUUCCCCUUCAAUCCAGAAAGCAUAUUCAGUAAACACUAAAAUUUCUCUAAUGAGAGCAGUCCUGCACUCUUCAUAUUUGAUGGGCUUUAUAAAAGAAAUGAGCAGCAUUAUUCAGACUAGAGAGAUAGCAUGGCCUAGUGGAGAGAGAGUUGACCUUGUAGUCAGGAAGCUUUGGGUUCAAGUCCCGCCUCUCACUCAUCCUGGCUGUGUGACUCUGGGCAAGUCACUCAACCUCAUAGAGCCCCAGGCAUCUAAGAUUCUCAGUGGCAGAGGAGAUGUCUAUUGACAGUGGUAGAGAGGUUUCCUCACCAGAGGCUCCCAGCAGAGAUGAAAUCACAAGUCCUGUUCACUUGAACGAUAGCAAACUACUGCCUGGAUCCUUCUAAAAUUAGAUAUUUGGUCAAAAGUGUUCCUUCUGAUUCUGUGGGCCUCUUUUAUGGCUGCCUGAAGAAAGUGUAGGAAGUAGUCUUGAGGUGACAUUGGGAAUUGUGAACCAGAGUUGCAUGUCCGCUCCGCUGCCUAAAUGUUUCUUUACUAAUAGGCUCCCUUUGUGUUGUACCUAGUUGUAUGUAUCCUUGGGAGUGGCUGCUGCUUUUUUUUUUCCUCCUAGAGUUCUCCCUACUUCCAUCAUUGGUCCUUUGUAACCCAUGUUGCUUAUCAUCUCAUCUGCUCUGCUUAAGUUUUAUUGCUUAAUUGUUGUAAAGUACUGUGCAUUCAGAAGAAUAAGGAUAUAAAACUCCCUGUCCUCGGACAUAGGCUCAGCAUGAUAUAAUACACUGAUUGUCUUAAGUGGUUAUUUUUAAUGCCAUUGACUUGUUGAUCCAGUCAUUUCUCUAAUUAGGAGUUAGUUAUAGUAUUACCAGCAAAAACUGGUUUAAAUCCAGAAAAGCCAGUUUCUGGGAUCUGGUAAUAAACUUUUAGGAAAAAGAGAUCUGAAUUCCAUAGGGUUUUUGGUUUAUUUGGUGCCCUGAUAUUUUGGGGUUUGUUUGUCUCUUUGAACAAUAAUUGCAAGGGUGUUCAGAAGAGAAUGAGCGAAACUGUCUCCCUAUGCCAGAGAUAGGAUGUUGAGGCCUGUGGAGUUUGUUUUCAUUCAUCUCAGGUUUUUUUAUUCUUGCCUUAAGAGGUACAUGACUAUUUUCUUCAUGUUGUGAUAUCUAAGGGAAGAUGCUAUCAAAACCUCCUGUUCCUGCUGAAUUGUAAAAACUAUAACUGAAUUUCUACCAGUGUGACAUUCAUCUAGAAGAUAGAGCUUGAAUCUUUUAACAUCAGUCUGUUCUCCAGUGAAUGUAAAUAGUCUUUGUGGCCAGUAUAUCCCAUACCCAGCUGUGUCAUUCUGUGGUUGAAACUUUUUUCUUUUAAGUUCCUGAGUCAGUUUUGUAAAUGGGUUUCCCUUACAUCCUAGCAGGAAUCUUCUUUUUUGAAAUGACUUUUUCUUCAAGGGACAUUAAUGUCCAUUUUUCCAUCUCCCCACUGUGGUGUGGAGCAGGAACAUAAUUGACUUUGUUCUUUUUCUGGACUUCCUUGCUGACAUCCUUACCUAUCCAUUUAAGGCUGCCUUCAGAGACUGAACAGCUUUUCUCAAAUAAUCAGGGAAGUGCUCAUUUGCUUUGAAAAGUGAGGGUUCUGUUUGCUGAGUUAUUAGUAAACUUGAGUAAGGACUUUCAGGCCAUGUUUGCAAGCCUGGGCAAAGUUCUGAGGUGAUUAGAGGCCACUCCAUAAGUGGGGGUUCUGAGGCCUUUGGGAAGUAUUUGCAGCUGACUCUUGGUUGGCUAUUCAGGGGAGUGCGUAUUGUGCGUAUUUUGAUGCCAAUUGUGAGGCUCCCUGGCUUUUCCUCUCCUUUCCCACUGCUCAUCUUGGUUCAUAUCUGAUUUGUUUAUUCCCUUAGAAGCAUGGUUUAGAACUUGAAAGAAAAGAUAAAAAUUCAAGUGUUACAACUUGUUUUUUUUUUUUUUUGAUAAGAAAAGGUGUGGAAAGGCCACGGACCAUAGCCAUAGAUCUGGAAGGAACCUCAGAGGCUGUUUAAUCUGACCUCCUCCUUUUACAGAUGAUGGCGUAGAAGUGACUUGCCCAAGGUCACAGAGGCAGUGAACCUAAAUGAUAGUAUUUAGACCCAGGCUCUGACUUCAGAGCCAGUGAUGCUUUUUCCACUCUACCAGUGUGAUGAGCAGCACUCUCAGUUCUGAAAUGGUGUUUGGGUUAUUGGUAGAUCUCAAUGAAGCCAAGAGUUAGUUCUGUCUCUUUUUCUAGAUAAGGAAAAUAGUGUUUUGCCUGCUUCUGCUUCUGCUUGUACCACAUCUUAUCUGUCAAGCUCCCAUUCUCACAAGUCACUGGGUUGAACUGAUACUAAUGGAACCUUUUCCGUCCAUUCUGUCCAGCAGGGGGAGCCAUCUCAGAGCUGUUAUGAAGACGACCUUGCGAGUUCUCCAUUCUUUCCCACUCUGCGGGCAUGCAGCCUCGGACCUUGUGCUUGGACAGAUGAGACUGACUUUCAUUUAAAACCAAGACCUCUACCUGUCUCAGCAGGUGGAAAGAGGAGUGAUGCUUAUUUUUGAAUGAAGUGAAUUAUGAAAAAACAAGUCAACCUCCCCAACCCUCCCUCUCAAAGCAUAAUUCCAAAUAGACUCAGGAAAAGAGGACUUGCAAAGACAUUCCUGGGACUCCUGACUCAUUUAAACGGAAUGCUUCUCUGCUGCGUUACGUUGCUGGAACAACACCUCCAUUUUCUUUGUAUGACCUUUCUUAACUUAGCAUCACUUAGACCUGCCCUUUCCUAUCUCCUGCGCCUUCUCCUCCCUUAGCACCUGUCCUGGAGUGGAUUGUUCUUCUAUGUAACUUUUCCUCUCCCUGCUAUUGUCUCAUAGAAAAGGAUCUGUUGCAUACCUCUUUCUUUUCUCUCCUUCCUUCCCUACCCCUGUCAUAUGUAAAGGCCUGGAUUCCAUGUUUCAUCAUUCUUUUUAAGAACAGGCAAGAAAAUGAAGUGCUUAUAUUCUGAAAAGCUCAGGAAAAUAUAGAGCCAUCAGAAAGGGAAGACAUAGAUAAGAAACCCAAUUUGACUAUCAUAUAACCUUAUCCCCAAGAGGUUGGGAUAUAAAAUGUUUUUUUCUUUAAACAUUUUUUUCCAUUUUAGCCUUCAGCAUCAAUUUAAUCUCUCUAAAUCAUGUUUCUGAAGACAGGUGGUUUCACCUGUUCCAGGCAAAGUAGCACAUGAGGGAUUUUUUUUUUUUGGCUGCCAUGUGCAAACUACUAGAGAAGAAAUCAAACAAAGGUGUCUCUGAGUCUUCUUUUAUGACAGAUUAUCUAUGCAAGGUCUAGAAUAGAGUUGUCCAAAAUCAGAUGCAGCAACAGAGUUCAAAUCAAAGAUCAAAGUGAAAUUUUUUUCAUCACUGUCCAUGGAUUUGCACUUCCCUCAAAGCAUCGAUGUUGCCCCACCUGUGUCUUGUGUUGUGAGCAGUUUUAGUUUCCUCUUUAUAGUUCCUCUAGUAAUAUUUUCUUUUGGUCACUUCCUUUCUGUGAAAGGCUGCUCAGUUGUCUUGCCUUCUUCCCUUCCAUUCACCAAACAAGAGUGGCAGAUUGAAUGUGUGUGCACAUGGGAAACUUUCAGAUUUUUAAAAAUUGCCCAGGAUUCUUUUCACUUCCAUUGCUUGGUCCUUCAUGAACCCAUGUGGCUCAUCAUCUCACCUUUUCUGUUUAUGUUUUCUUGCUGAUUGUUUCAAAAGUUUGUUUUAGGGAGGCAAAAAUAUGGAAUGGGGAUCCACAGCCCUGGGUGCAGUAUCACCUAUCUAUAUCUAUUUUAGGUUGAAGGUAGUGUUUUCUCUUAACUUCUUGAGGAAAGCUUUAGGACAGUUUAUACUAUAUAUAGCAUGAGGAACCCACCUGAUCCGGGAGAGGAUCCUAGAAAGAGAUGAACCUGGUUACUCUGUAGGAUGUUUGGGGAAUAGUAGGAGAAGCAAAAAAUGUCUGAAAGAGCCUUUUCUCCCAUUUCACUUGUUCAUGUCAGAAAGGUCCAUUUCUCAAGGUCUAUCACAAAAAGUCCACAUUCUUUGAUGUAAUGAUUCUUUCCAGAAACCCUUGUUACCCUGACUCUUAAUAUGAGUUACUCAGUAGUAGAAGUAACUGUGUGGAUUACUGGACAUGUUUCUGUUUUACAUCAUUAGGAACACUGUUGUUACUUCGGAUUGAAUUCUGUAUUAAUCUGCCAAUUUACAGAAAUUGUUUUUUUUUUACUCUUGUCACCAUUUACUGUGUAAUUUGAAUUUCCUUGCCUGGGUACUUAGAUAUUGAGUUAUCCUUCCCCCCUCCCUAACCCCCCCCCCCCCCCAAUUUGAGUACCUGUCUAAGCUUCAAGUUGACCCUUGACAACAUCUUUCAGGAUUUUGUUUUGGGGACUCAGACAUUUUCUUCCACUCUUCAAACCUGCUGUUCAUUUCAGUUGACCGCUUCUCCAUUUGUACAGUGUAUGUAUAUUUUUUUUCCUUCCUUUCAUCUCCCCAUAUGUGUAUGUGUUUUCCCUCUUGUCACUUUUUUUUUUAAAGUUUUAAAUGCUCUGUAGUUUUGUAAAAGAUGAAAAUUGGUCACUUGAAUAGUUCUUGCUAAAGUGAUGACGCUUUGUAAAUAAAGAUGAUCGUUUUACUUAAA